AUGAGGAGAGAUCAGAGAAGUCCAAAACAGAAUUCAAUUUUAAGUUCUCAAUAUGUUGUAUGCGAGGGAAGGUACAACUGCCGUUUUGAAGCACUUGAUCGGACGCUCAGGAAUCUUAUGUCAGUUACCGAUCAAUAUAAGACACAUCAACCAUUUGGUGGUAAGAUUGUUAUUCUAGGAGGUGAUUUCAGACAGAUACUUCCGGUGAUUCCAAAAGGAAGUAGACACGAUAUAUUAGCAUCCGCUAUUAACUCAUCCCAUCUGUGGUCAUUUUGUAAGGUUCUGAAAUUGCAUACGAAUAUGAGGCUUCUAAUGUCUUCUUCGGAUCAAGAUGAAGGUGAAAUAAAGAUAUUUGCUAAUUGGAUACUUGAUGUUGGAAAUGGAAAUAUUGGCUCUGUUGUUGGUGAUGAAUCAGAAGUUGAAAUUCCAGAUGAUCUAUUGAUUACAACUACUGAUGAUCCUCUAUCUCAUUUGGUAGACUUUGCAUAUCCAAAUUUGUUGCAAAACAUGUCAGAUUACAGAUAUUUUCAGAGUAGAGCAAUUCUUGCACCCACACUUAAGAGUGUCGAGAAGGUAAACAAUUUUGUCUUGACAAUCUUUCCAGGGAUGGAAAAGGAGUAUUUGAGCUCUGACACAACAUGUCAAGCUGAUGAGAAUGAAGAUGUAAAAUAA
Arachis stenosperma is the source of this 672-nucleotide messenger RNA. RefSeq lists its product as uncharacterized. Lineage: Eukaryota; Viridiplantae; Streptophyta; Magnoliopsida; Fabales; Fabaceae. The transcript has a single exon. The record is from RefSeq and is a predicted model, not a curated record. Gene Ontology annotation, molecular function: DNA helicase activity. Bases 1 to 672 code for a protein of 223 amino acids. Gene Ontology annotation, biological process: telomere maintenance; DNA repair.